Messenger RNA from Drosophila busckii, 8666 nucleotides. RefSeq names its product E3 ubiquitin-protein ligase Ufd4 (gene Ufd4). Gene Ontology annotation, cellular component: nuclear speck. Lineage: Eukaryota; Metazoa; Arthropoda; Insecta; Diptera; Drosophilidae. The record is from RefSeq and is a predicted model, not a curated record. Gene Ontology annotation, molecular function: metal ion binding; protein binding; ubiquitin protein ligase activity. Gene Ontology annotation, biological process: anatomical structure development; proteasome-mediated ubiquitin-dependent protein catabolic process; protein K63-linked ubiquitination.
CAUUAAAUUUUAGGCGUUCUCAAAUCGUAAAAUUUGAUACAUAGAAACUGUGGAAAAUUUGCAAAUGUGCAUUUAAGUAAAAGCUAACGUAAUUGGUAGCUGGCCGAAGAUAUGCUGAGCCAAGUUAUAAUGCUUAAGAUUUAAUCAACCCGUGCUUGAGAAAUUAUUUGACAUUCAAAAACAAAGGACAAAAUGGGCGAUGUUGAUCCAGAAACACUCCUGGAGUGGUUGUCUAUGGGCCAGGGAGAUGAGAGAGAUAUGCAACUGAUUGCCUUAGAGCAAUUAUGUAUGCUGCUUUUAAUGUCAGAUAAUGUUGAUCGUUGCUUUGAAAGUUGCCCUCCUCGCACAUUUUUACCAGCUUUGUGCAAAAUAUUUUUAGAUGAGCUCGCACCAGAAAAUGUGCUCGAAGUGACAGCACGCGCCAUUACUUACUAUCUAGAUGUAUCAGCGGAGUGCACACGCCGUAUUGUAGCCAUCGAUGGUGCUAUUAAGGCCAUUUGCAAUCGUUUGGUGGUCGCGGAUCUAUCGUCCCGCACCUCUCGCGAUCUUGCCGAACAAUGUAUUAAAGUUCUGGAACUCAUUUGCACACGUGAGGCAGGCGCUGUCUUUGAUGGCGGCGGCUUGAACUGCGUGCUAACUUUUAUUCGCGAUUGUGGCUCGCAAGUGCACAAGGAUACCUUGCAUUCGGCCAUGGCUGUAGUGUCGCGUCUAUGCACCAAAGUUGAACCCAAUUCGCCUUGCAUUGAGAAUUGUGUGGAAAGCCUCAGCACCUUGCUGCAGCAUGAGGAUCCCAUGGUGGCGGAUGGCGCAUUAAAAUGCUUUGCUUCGGUGGCAGAUCGUUUUACCAGAAAGUGGGUGGAUCCUGCACCGCUAGCAGAGUAUGGCUUGGUUAAGGAGCUAUUGAAACGCCUGGAGAAUGCAGGCGGCGGCACGAACAGUAAUCUUCUAUCCACACCCAAGUUGGGCGCACCUCAGCCCGUGAGGAGCAAUGCGGACAGAGCAAAUGAGAAUGUUACAGCAAAUGCAAGCAAUAAAGUUCAGUCCACUGAUGCAGUGCGCUCUCCGCAAUCUAUAUCCACUACAAUCUCAUUGCUGUCGACGCUUUGCCGCGGCUCCCCAGCUAUAACGCGUGAUAUUUUGCGCUCUCAGCUACCCGAUGCUAUAGAGCGUGCACUUAAAGGCGAUGAGCGUUGCGUGUUGGACUGCAUGCGAUUUGCCGAUCUCUUGUUGCUUUUGUUAUUCGAAGGGCGUCAGGCGCUGAAUCGCGGUGCUAGCUGCAGUCAAGGACAGUUGGCGCCGCGUCCAAAGCGCACAGACUCAAAUACAGAUCGCACACACAGGCAGCUCAUCGAUUGCAUACGCUCCAAGGAUACGGAGGCUCUGCAGGAGGCAAUCGAAACCUGCGGCGUUGAUGUCAACUGCAUGGAUGAUGUUGGCCAGACGCUUUUGAAUUGGGCAUCUGCUUUUGGCACGCUGGAAAUGGUGGAAUAUCUGUGCGAAAAGGGCGCGGAUGUUAAUAAAGGACAGCGCAGCUCUUCGCUGCAUUAUGCUGCCUGCUUUGGGCGUCCGGGCAUAGCGAAGAUUUUACUUAAAUUUGGCGCUUAUCCGGAUCUACGCGAUGAGGAUGGCAAAACACCGUUGGAUAAAGCACGCGAACGCUCCGACGAUGGACAUCGUGAAGUUGCGGCUAUACUCCAAUCCCCUGGCGAAUGGAUGUCCUCAGGAAAUAUGCUGGCCAACAAGGAUGGGCAAACAUACACUAUGAUUGAGCCACGUGGUGAUCCCGAAAUGGCGCCCGUUUAUCUAAAACUGCUGCUGCCCAUACUCUGUCGCACCUUCCAAGGCACCAUGUUGGGCAGUGUGCGACGCGCUAGCAUGGGCCUGAUUAAAAAGAUUGUACAGUAUGCUCAUCCAACUGUGCUCAAGAGUCUGUGCAAAAAAUCCACGGAUGAGGCCACCACAUCAGUUGCAGCGCAAAAUGUGGGUAACUUGCUUACUGAAGUUAUUGCGAGUGUUUUGGAUAGCGAGGAUGACGAAGAUGGGCAUUUAGUAAUUUUAAACAUAGUCGAGGAGCUUAUGUGUAAGACUCAGGAGGAGUUUCUCGAGCAUUUUGCCCGACUGGGCGUUUUUUCAAAAGUUCAGGGUCUUAUGGAUCCCGAGGCAGAUACACAGCUAACAACAGCAGCAGCUGCGACACCAGUUGCAGUUGCAUCUCCGGAGUUGCCUGCAGGUCCAAGAUGCUCCAGCUUGUGCAUGCCACAAAGAAACUCGCCAGAUGAUUCGAUAGAGGAUGCUAAGGAGAUUCUACAAGGCAAGCCCUAUCAUUGGCGUGACUGGAGCAUUUGUCGUGGACGCGACUGUUUGUAUGUGUGGUCGGACUCGGCUGCUUUGGAGCUGUCCAACGGCUCAAAUGGCUGGUUCCGCUUUAUACUGGAUGGCAAGCUGGCCACCAUGUACUCCAGCGGUAGCCCGGAGAAUGGCAAUGAUAGUUCUGAAAAUCGUGGUGAGUUCUUGGAGAAACUAGUGCGCGCACGGUCCAGCGUAGCUGCUGGCACACCCUCGCAACCCAUAUUGCCCACAGUCUGUGUCCUGCGACUUGUUGAUUUUAAAAUCCCGAAUCAGCUUGCAAUACACAACACGAAAGGUCAUUAGGUGCACUAUAUUGCAGGAGAAAUUGCAGGGAUCAUAUUUGAAAAGCAACAGGCAACAAAACACCUACUUUCCACCGCCGAGACCCGUUCGAGCUUGCGCAGACUUCGCUUAUCCGGCUGGUUCCACAGAGAAAAAGAAAGCUUGCAAUUAAAUCCAAAACUACUUGAAUUGUGCUAUAAAGAGAAUACAGAAAGUCGAAUUUACAGAGAGCGCACGAGGUGUAUAAAUACAAUUUCAAUUUUCAAGUGCGAGCCAAGAUGUGCACGUGGCGCCUGUGAGUGAAUCUCUACGCAACUAGAGUUAAGCAAAUAACAAUUUGGGGCAUAUAGAAGAAGCAACGUGCACGGAGGCAAAACAACUAGGCGCAUACUUGAGACAGCCUUGACCAAUCUAUCGCAGCUUAUACAUGAGGACGGCGUUGUGAGCGCCUAUGAAAUGCAUUCCUCGGGGCUAGUGCAAGCCUUGGUUGCCGUGCUGUCGAACAACUACUGGGAAACGAAUCUCUCUAGAUGCAAGACCAAUCAAAUGCUGAAGCAGCGCAUUGAAAUCUUCAAGAAAUGCAUUUUCGAGCCAGGCAGCGAUGACAAAAAGAACACCGCGAGCAUGUUAAUACAAAAGCUGGUGGCUGUGCUGGAGAGCACAGAGAAGCUGCCCGUUUAUCUCUACGAUGCACCAGGCACAGGCUACGGACUGCAGAUCUUGCAGAAGCGCCUGCGCUUUAGGUUGGAGCGUGCUGCCUGCGAGAGCACGCUCUUUGAUCGCACUGGACGCACUUUGAAAAUCGAGCCCCUUGCAACAGUGGGACAAUUGGCUAAAUAUUUACUCAAAAUGGUGGCUAAACAAUGGUAUGAUCUGGAGCGUUCCUCGUAUUUAUUCUUGAAAAAACUACGCGACGCAAAUCAACAGUUCACACACACUUUCGACUUUGAUGAGGAGGGUCUUAUGUUCUACAUUGGCACCAAUGCCAAGACCUGCGAUUGGGUCAACCCAGCACAGUACGGCCUGGUGCAGGUCAGCAGCUCUGAGGGCAAAACACUGCCCUAUGGCAAGCUGGAGGAUAUUUUGUCGCGCGACAGCGUCUCGCUUAAUUGUCAUACAAAGGAUAAUAAGAAAGCCUGGUUCGUUAUAGAUUUGGGUGUCUAUAUUAUACCCAGCGCUUAUACCUUGCGCCAUGCACGCGGCUAUGGACGCUCGGCUCUGCGCAAUUGGCUGCUGCAGGCCUCCAAGGAUGGCGUCAGCUGGAUAACCUUGAUUACGCAUGUGGAUGACAAGAGCCUGGUGGAGCCGGGCAGCACGGCCACUUGGCCCAUUGUCUGCGCUGCUGAGGAGACCAAAGGCUAUCGUCAUAUAAGAAUACAGCAAAACGGACGCAAUGCUUCGGGACAAACGCAUUAUCUCAGUCUGAGUGGCUUUGAAAUCUACGGCCGUGUGCUGGGCGUUUGCGAUGACAUUGGCAAGACGCUCAAGGAAGCGGAGGCCAAGACCAGGCGAGAGAGGCGUCAGAUACGUGCGCAGCUGAAGCAUAUUACCAGCGGCGCUAGAGUAGUGCGUGGCGUUGACUGGCGCUGGGAUGACCAGGAUGGUGUGGGCGAGGGCACCAUAACGGGCGAGAUACACAAUGGCUGGAUUGAUGUCAAGUGGGAUCAUGGUGUGCGCAAUUCCUAUCGCAUGGGCGCCGAGGGCAAGUACGAUUUAAAGUUGGCCAACUUUGAGAACGUUUCAGUGUUUGAGGGCGUGAAUGCAAUGCCACCCAAGAAGGUAGACAAAUCGCAUGCGCUAACAUCGCGUAAAUCGAGCUCCACGCCAUCGCUGCCCGAGGCCACAGAGAUAAAUCGCAAUGCAGAUGAGGCCUCCAAUCAAACUGUGUCCGCAGACAAUCUUGCAUGGAAACAAACUGUGGAGACCAUUGCCGAGAAUGUUUUUGUUCAAGCUAAAUCCCAAAUAGCUGCAAGUCAGGCGCAAGCAGAGCAGCUGAAUAGCGAAAGCAGCUCGGAGCAAACUCUGGCGCCCAAAUCGAAUGCGCCCUCUCCCUUGAUACGCGAACUGGAGCAUAUAGCAGAUCUCUCCAACAUAAACAACUCCAUGCCGGCCAUAAAUGCCAACAUAGCCGCUGACCUGGCCACCAUAACCGAAGGCUUGAGCAUUACAGAUAUUUCCAAGCAGCACAACACAGCCAAACCUGCUGAAGCGAGGGUAGGAGAGGCUGCUGCCCAGAAGCGCGCGACCAACUUGGAAGAAAAUAAUAAAAUGAAUGCAACAAAUGCGGUAAAUAAUCUGGCCAAAGGGCUGCUCAUCAAUUUGCGUCAGAGUGCAGCUAGCGUAGGAGCAGGCGCGGCAGCUGGCGCAGCACAGUUGCCCAGUGAGACGCGUGAGAUGCUGGAUAAGAUGCGUGAUUGUGUGGACAUGAUGCGCAACAAUACCAACAACAUACUUUCAGCAGAUGAGCCACAACAGUCGCAGUCGCAAUCACAGGCUCCGGCAGCAGCAGCAAGAGCCAAUGUGUCUGGUGGAGCAACUGCAGCAAAGGGAAAUGCCAAGAUGUUAAUACAGCCGGGUACUUUGCAAAAGAGUGAAUCAAAUGCAGCUGCCGUGGAGCAAUUGAAAGCAGAUGAAACUCCAGCUGUCUCCGGUUAUCAAGCGCAGGAGAACAUAAUGUCCAAUGAAGCUGUCUCAGUGUCCAAUCAAAUGAGCAUUAGCGUGCCCAACCUAACCACCACAUCAGCUGCGGAGGCCAACUCCUCCAACGAAGUGGCCGUGCACACCGGAUUCAUGGAAACAUUUGCAGCGAUUGCCCGUCGUCGCACCUCGCAGGACACAAGCAACGAGAGCAACCAGUUGAACAAUGCGCAUGUGCAUAAAAAUGAGCACAGCAAUCAAGCUGUUGCCGCCAGUUCCUUCUUUCCCCGUGGCCCCAACUCAGUGACCAGCUUGGUGAAGCUGGCCUUGUCCAGUAAUUUCCAUUCGGGCUUGCUAAGCACUGCGCAAAGUUAUCCCAGUUUGUCAUCCAACAAUGGCUCCAAUGCAUCCGCAAAUGCUGCCAACAUGAAAGCCAGUCAGCAGCCCACAUCCAGCAUAAAUCCCACACUUACCAUGAGCUUGACUUCUACGUCGAGCGACAGCGAGCAGGUGUCGCUUGAGGAUUUCUUGGAGAGCUGUCGUGCGCCUACUAUGCUGGGCGAUAUGGAGGAUGAGGAUGAUAUGGAUGAGGAAAACGAUGAAGAGGAGAAUGAGGAUGAGUAUGAGGAAGUGGGCAACACGCUGCUGCAGGUCAUGGUCUCCAGAAAUCUGUUGACCUUUAUGGAUGACGAGUCGCUGGAGAAUCGAUUGGCAGGCGUGAGCAAGCGCAAGUCCUGGGAUGAUGAGUAUGUGCUCAAGCGGCAAUUCUCGGCGCUAAUUCCAGCAUUUGAUCCGCGUCCCGGACGCACCAAUGUCAAUCAGACUACAGAUUUGGAAAUAUGUCCACCAGAUGCGCAAUUAGAAGCAGCGCAGCAAACGGGACAGGUGCAGCUGGAGCAGACAACGCUGGGUUUGAAGCUACGUGGCCCUGGCAUGGGUGGCAUACCCGAUGUGGAAAUUGAUUUGGAAAAUAGCGACUGGACUAUAUUCCGUGCUGUGCAGGAGCUGCUCCAAAGCAGUCAGCUGAACAAGAAUGACAAAUUCCGCAAGUUAUGGGAGCCCACCUACACCAUCGUUUAUCGUGAGGUUAGUCCAACAGCAGAGGAGCACACUUAUUUGGAAACGGAUGAAGGACAAAAUACGCCGGGCGUCUCAUCCAGAAGUGGCGCUUCCACCUUGUCGCCCAACUCACCCGUACAUGGCGGUCUCAGCUUGAAUGAUAAUAAUCUAUGCUCCGUCGAGGAUGUGCUGGAUUUGCUGACCCAAAUCAAUGGCUUGAAUCAAAAGGAUAUUGAAUUGCAGCAGGUUGUUGAUCACACUUCGUUGCUUCCCGCUGAGCUGUUUAUGAGCAAAAAGAUAACAAACAAAUUGCAGCAGCAAAUACAUGAUCCUCUCGUGCUCUCCAGCAAUGCGCUGCCCAACUGGUGCGAGGAUCUCAACCAAAGCUGUCCGUUUUUGUUCCCAUUCGAGACCAGACAAUUGUAUUUCAAUUGCACAGCCUUCGGGGCCUCACGCAGCAUUGUCUGCUUGCAAUCUCAGCGCGACAUUUCCGUGGAACGCCAAAGAAUACCCAUUAUGAGUCCUAGGCGCGAGGAUCAGCAUGACUUCCGCGUGGGACGCUUGAAGCAUGAGCGUGUCAAAGUGCCGCGUAAUAAGGACUUACUAAAAUGGGCCAUGCAGGUCAUGAAGGCGCAUUGCAAUCGCAAAUCUGUUUUGGAGGUGGAGUUUUUGGACGAAGAGGGCACGGGACUGGGACCAACGCUCGAGUUCUAUGCGCUGGUGGCAGCUGAAAUACAACGCUCUGAUCUAUGCAUGUGGCUCUUUGAUGACGAGCUGGCAACUGAGGAUAAGCAUGAUACCCAAGUGGAGCCAGACCUUAAACCCAUAGGCUAUUAUGUUAACAGGCGUGAGCACGGACUGUUUCCCGCACCUUUGCCCCAACAAUCGGAGCUAUGUGAAAGUGUUUGCAAGUAUUUCUGGUUCUUUGGCGUUUUCAUAGCCAAGGUGCUGCAGGAUAUGCGCCUUGUGGAUAUGCCGUUGUCCAAAUCGUUUUUGCAAUUGCUUUGCCACAACAAAGCGUUAACGCGUAGCGACAUUAAACUCAAGUCGGAUAAUUCGACGCCAGCUGCUCUACGCGCCAUUGUUUACGCAGUACAGAUCUUACUAUCCUUGACCUCCAACUAAUGCGCAUCCAACUGGUUUGUGCAUAUCAGCAUGGAACUCAAGGAAUCGAUCCUACACGCUGUCAGUUAUAAUUGAGUGGCAGGAUUUGUUGCAGCGCAGCAACAUUAAUUGGUGUAGCUUAACUGUGAACAAGUUGAAUGAUUGGUUUCAGUGCUGACAAGAAUAAUAUUGAGUUCUUUGGAGGAUUUGGCGUAACAUUUUACUUACUUGCCAGUGUGCGUUUUGCUAUGAUAUGCCGAGUCUUUGCCCAUGGCGCUCGGUGAAGUCAUUAAUAAUCUGGAGGCGUAUUGCGAACUCCUGCUCAACUUUAUGUUACACGAUGGCAUUGCCAAGCAAAUGCAGGCCUUUCAUGAUGGUUUUUGUGAAGUGUUCCCUCUGAACAAGCUGGCCGCAUUCAAUCCGACGGAGGCACGCAUGAUGAUAUGCGGUGAUCAGUGCCCGCAGUGGAGCCGUGAGGAUCUGAUGGCAUAUACUGAGCCCAAAUUAGGCUACUCUAAAGACAGCCCCGGAUUUUUACGUUUUGUUAACGUACUUUUAAGCUUAACGGGUCCUGAACGCAAAGCCUUUUUGCAAUUUACCACAGGCUGUAGCAGUCUACCUCCAGGCGGUUUGGCCAAUUUGCAUCCUCGACUCACAAUCGUGCGGAAAGUCGACGCUGGACAGGGUAGUUAUCCAUCGGUUAAUACGUGUGUCCACUAUUUAAAGCUUCCUGACUAUCCGUCCGAGGAGAUAUUGAAGGAACGCUUGCUGACCGCAACUAAGGAGAAAGGCUUUCAUUUGAAUUAAAAUAAUUUCUAUUUUCAUUGUAAUGUUAACACACACAAUAUGAACUUGUUUUUGAGUUUUGAAAUAAUUUUUAAACUCUGUAAAUACUAAACGUUCUAUGAAUUAACAAUUCCAUAUAUUGUCCGAAAUAUUGUUACAGAUAAAUUAUUUAAAAAUUUAAAAUGAUCCAAAUUACUCACGCAUAGUUUGAGGUCUCCCUUAGCACAUACAUACAUAUACUUAAACAUAUAUAUAUAUACAUAUAUAAUAAUAAUAAUAUGCCUAUCGUAUUGAAUAGCACUCUGAAGUUUUCAAAACAAUUAUAUUUGUAGGUUGCUUAAAUGUUGUUUAUUCUUAUAUCACUAACAUAUUUAAAGAAAACCAACAAUGCUUCGAAUAGACCCAAAAACGUUAAACGGACACAUCGAUUUCGUUUAUUAAUAAAAAUG